AUGGCUGAUAGACUAACACAAUUGCAAAUAUGUUUGGACCAAAUGAUGGAGCAGUUCUGUGCUACUCUCAACUACAUCGACAAAAAUCAUGAUUUCGAAGCAUCGGUUAAUGGAGAAGACAAAAUGACAGAUCCACAAGCUACCAUUGCACCCAAGGAGGAGUUCGACAAUACUAUUGACGAAUUGUCUACAGAUUUGAUUCUGAAGACAAGACAAAUAACAAAACUCAUAGACUCGUUGCCAGGUGUUGACGUUUCCGCUGGAGAGCAAAUGCAUAGGAUAGAAGCAUUGCAGCAUCAACUGGUGAAAAUGGAAGACAAGAAGAUCGAGGCUACGAAGCAGAAGGAGGAUCUGCUGAAAAAGGUGGAUGACAUGAUUUUUAACUUCACAGUUGGUAUCGCCGAAGCUCGUAAACCAGAACAGGGCCCUGGAAAAGAGUGA
Molecule: messenger RNA, 441 nt
Organism: Lachancea sp. 'fantastica'
Lineage: Eukaryota; Fungi; Ascomycota; Saccharomycetes; Saccharomycetales; Saccharomycetaceae
Source: the annotation of a GenBank genome assembly